UUACACUUCCAGGCAAAGAAAAACGGCUAUGCAGCAGGCAAUCUCCAGAAUGGCGUCCAAUCGCACAAAAAAGAUUGGUGAAAACUCCUUAGAGAGGAUGCCACCAGAGAUAAUUUGCAAGAUUCUUUCAUAUCUGGAUGCUGGAUCACUCUUCUGUAUUGGUUUUGUCAACAAAAACUUCCAUGAACUUUCCAACAACAAUGCUACCUGGUACCAGUUCUACAUCCGUGAACUUACCAAGAAGAAAAAAGGCAGGCAAGAAGACUGGAUGAUACAUGGUCUUGGUGUGGUUGAUGUGCAUGAGAGGCCAAAGGGACACUGGAGAAACAUGUUCUUCAAAGAAAUUGCUGGCCUAAAUGCGAACAAGUGGAAAAAAAAGCUUCAACGCCAUGAUCCAUAUUCAGGGCUGCCAUGUCAUACACAGGAAGUCUUAAGGAGUCUGUGCAUUACAUGGGAGAUCACAGUGACUGAUGGGAGAGGACGGCAGAGCACCUUUGAGCAGUCUCGGGCCUCCUUCAGCAGUACGGCUGUUUUUAUGUUUUGGGGUACUGUCAGCUUGCCUCCAUUCAACCAGCUCACCUCACUUGAGCUUCACGGAGUGUUGCGGGUGCCCCUCAAUUGUCCGGCUCCUUACAGGCCUGUCUGGAAAUCCAUCAUGUCCAAAAUACACCUUAAAGGCAGAAACGGGGAGUUUUGUGGUUCAGACAAAAUUGUCAAGUUGCUAUACAUGGGACAGGGUGUAACUGUGGGAGUCUGGCAGGACCAUUGGGCAAUUGCUUUUAUCAUCGUGAAUUUGCACAAUGACAGACUUGUGGAAAGAAGUCUUCCUGCAUCAGUUUGUCCACAUACAGCUGCUGAAGUCAGUGCAUUAUUUGAUGAUGUGGACCCAGAGUAUGGUCUCCAUGGCUACACUGCUUACAUUGAACUGCACAAUACAGUGAGAGUCAUCAUGUCAGGGCGCUUUCCCCAGCUGUUCUGCAGGAGAGAUCAGAUUUCUGAUGGUUAUCUUCCACUGGAAGUGAUCAGUGAGGCUAACAGAUCCCUAAAUACUCAUUUGGUUGGAGAUAUAAGCUUGCCUUGGAGGACUGAAGCCCUACAUGGAUCUAUCAAGGAUUGCUGCAUGAUGAACCUCACUGUAUGGGAUGAAGCCAUGCAGCCUUUUUGGUGUGUCAGUGCUCCUGUUGUCAUGACAAAAGCAAAUCAAGAGGCGGUAUCUUAUGAUUUUGAUGGAGAGAGUUUCUCCAUCCUGUACCAAGACUCAGGGGGGAGGGGAGAGAUGAGGCUGAAAUGGGUGGAGGAUAAGGAACAGUAUUUUGUAGUUAAUCUAGUGCUUUACAUUUCUAUCUCCAAAGUAAAUAAGCACUUUGGGAGAAAUUAUUAAAGUUUUGAUGCACAACUUAUCAUAGACAUCUGCUCAUUGAAGCAUUUCCAUUUCAACUUAUUGGCCCUCAUUUGUUUGAAGCACAAACGGAACACAUUUCUGUCUAAUUAUUUUUGUGAAAGAAAAAAAACAUUGCUCAAAUUGUCACAUCAUAUUGUUUUUUUUUUGGUUCAUUUUUAGUGUUGUAUAGAAUGAUUUUGUCCUUGUAUAUCUGUAAGUUAAAACCAAUUGCAAAAAGGCUUAUGACAUUCAUUGCAUCCAUUUCAUUUGAUUUUUCUUUUAAUCUUCAUCAAGAAUGGCACAUUUUCACCCAUUGCAUUUAUAUCCAUUAAGUGAAAUUAUUUGCAUAAUUGCUGGUUAUGGUCAAUCCUACGUUACUCAAGCAGCAGAAUGUUUCUUAGCUCGAAACAUGACAGAAUUCUUGUAUGCCAGGCAAUUGCAUUUAUUAUAUUAUUCAUAGGCAAUAGACAUUUCUCUCCCCCAGAGGUAGAUCAUGUCCUUUUGUCAUAGCGUCAAGUUACAGUUUAAAUCUCCACUGAAUUCAUUUAUGAAAAUUUAAUAGGCCAUAAAAUUUCAGCUGAAGUGCUUUACUUGAAGAUGUAUCACAUCAUAAUGGCAAGGACAUUAAAGUGUGUAAUGGAAUUUCAAUGUGCGACUUUGUAAACAAUAUUUUGACAUAAUAAACCUAAACUCCUCGCAGUGACUCAUAUAGCUUAGCCAUGCUCGUACACAGUGCAAAGUUAUUACUGUGCAGCCUCAGCAUUCCUUACACUGGCACUAAGCAUAAGACAAUUGCAUUUGGGUGAGGUGUAUAAUUGUGUCAUAGCCCUUUGCAGCCAUUUUGACACAAUUCCAGAGUCUUAAAAACAUUUAGCUUAGCUCAGUAAUCAGAGGUGCUGAUGUUACAUACAGCUGGCAAGAAAGACUUACAUAAAACAAAAACUAGAUAGUGGCGUAAUAGGAUUGCCUAGAAGAUUCUCUCUAUUUCUCAGAGGCCAAUCUAACCUUGAAAAGUGCUUUUCUAACAAUGUCAUCACUCUGAUCCAUAUACAUUAUUUUUGUA
Molecule: messenger RNA, 2444 nt
Organism: Xyrauchen texanus (razorback sucker)
Lineage: Eukaryota; Metazoa; Chordata; Actinopteri; Cypriniformes; Catostomidae
Gene: fbxo15
Product: F-box protein 15
Exons: 10
Coding region: 29-1381 (450 amino acids)
Molecular function (GO): protein binding
Source: RefSeq, a predicted model, not a curated record